Sphaeramia orbicularis (orbiculate cardinalfish) is the source of this 2916-nucleotide messenger RNA. RefSeq names its product SH3KBP1 binding protein 1 (gene shkbp1). The record is from RefSeq and is a predicted model, not a curated record. Gene Ontology annotation, biological process: protein homooligomerization. Gene Ontology annotation, molecular function: protein binding. The transcript has 16 exons. NCBI's taxonomy places the organism in Eukaryota, Metazoa, Chordata, Actinopteri, Kurtiformes, Apogonidae.
CGGGUUUUACGCCCCACCCUUCGCCUUAAUGCCUAACAGGAAGUCAGUGCUACAACAACAACAGCGGGCACAGAAUUCACCUUUAAAUAUGGAUUAAAGUAGAUCCGAGCCGCUUAAAGCCGCUGGAGUAAUUUACUUUUCAGAUGAUGUCCAACUCGGCGAGAAGCGGGGACAUCAUCCACCUGAAUGUCGGCGGGAAGAGGUUCAGCACCUCCCGACAGACGCUCACCUGGGUCCCCGACUCCUUUUUCUCCAGUCUUCUGAGCAGUCGGAUCUCCACUCUGAAGGAUGAAACCGGAGCUAUCUUCAUCGACAGGGACCCCUCCCUGUUCGCGCCCAUCCUCAACUUCCUGCGGACCAAAGAGCUGCACCCCCGCUCCAUCAAUGUGCACAUGCUCAUGCACGAGGCGGAGUUUUACGGCAUCGCCCCCCUAGUGCGUAAACUUCAGCUGUGUGAUGAGCUGGACCGAUCAUCCUGUGGAAAUGUGCUGUUCAACGGUUACCUGCCUCCACCAGUGUACCCUGCAAAGCGCCGUAACCGCCACAGCGUCGCCGGACCGCAGUUUAUGGCGAGUCGAGUCGUGCCUGUAGAGAGAGCACCGGUCCGACGCAGCAACACAAUGCCCCCAAACCUGGGGAAUUCUGGGAUACUGGGCCGAGCCGGUACCGAGGACAGAGCGUCAGUGGGUCAGUCAGCUGACCCGGGGAUGGUCCGGAUCAUCUGUGGCCAUCAUAACUGGAUCGCUGUGGCCUACGCCCAGUUUGUGGUCUGUUACAGGGUGAAGGAGUCCACCGGGUGGCAGCAGGUGUUCACCUCUCCUCGACUCGACUGGAUGAUUGACAGAGUUGCGCUCAAUGCCAAAGUGAUGGGCGGGUCACUGGGAGACAACGACAAGAUGGUGGCUGUUGCCUCGGUUACAGAGAUCAUCCUGUGGUCCAUCUGUCCAGACGGCAACGGAAAUGAAAUUGGUGUGUUCAGUCUGAAUGUGCCGGUGGAGGCUCUCUUCUUCGUUGGUAACCAGCUGAUCGCCACCAGCCACACAGGGAAGGUGGGAGUGUGGAAUGCCGUCACCAAACACUGGCAGAACCAGGAUGUGGUUCCCAUCAGCAGCUACGACACUGCAGGGUCACUGCUCAUCCUGGGCUGCAACAACGGCUCCAUCUACUACAUCGACGUGCAGAAGUUCCCUCUGAGGAUGAAGGAUAAUGACCUCCUGGUGACGGAGCUGUACAGAGACCCCACUGAGGACGCCAUCACGGCUCUGAGCGUCUACCUGACUCCAAAACAAGUACCUGACGUCCACUGUGUCAUGUGAUCAGGUGACAGCGGGAACUGGAUCGAGAUCGCCUAUGGCACCAGCUCGGGGACGGUCCGGGUCAUCGUUCAGCACCCGGAGACGGUGGGAUCGGGUCCACAGCUCUUCCAGACCUUCUCGGUCCACCGCAGCCCGGUCACAAAGAUCAUGUUGUCUGAGAAACACCUAAUCUCAGUCUGUGCAGAUAAUAACCACGUACGGACCUGGACCGUGACCCGCUUCAGAGGGAUGAUCUCCACUCAGCCGGGCUCCACUCCACUCACCUCCUUUAAGAUCCUCAGUCUGGACGACGUGGACGGACACGGAGGCUGCAGCGCCGGCACCGAGAUCGGGCCGUAUGGUGAGAGAGACGACCAGCAGGUGUUCAUCCAGAGAGUCGUACCUGACACCGACAAACUCUAUGUCCGGCUGUCGUCCAAUGGGAAGAGAGUGUGUGAGGUGCGUUCUGUGGAUGGAACCUCCAUCACCUCCUUCAUGGUCCAUGAGUGUGAAGGCUCCAGUCGGAUCGGUUCCCGUCCUCGUCGGUACCUGUUCAGCGGUCACAGUAACGGGAGCAUCCAGAUGUGGGACCUGACCACGGCCAUGGAGAUAGCAGGGAAGGUGGACAUCAGAGCGCUGGGUGGGCCCACUGAAGAGGAACUCCUGGAACUGUUGGACCAGUGUGACCUGGCUCUGACCAGAACCCCGGACAGUACACCCAGAACCUCCACCAGCAGUCUUCACUCUCAGGUGAGUGACAGCCUCAGGUCAGAGCGUCUCUACUCUGCCGGUGGACGAGGAGGCGGAGCUUCAGGAUCCAACAUGUCUCUGUGCGGCAGUCUCCCACGGCAGGCUCCACCCCCAGUCCCCCACACCAAACCCACCCGGGACCCCGCAGCCGGGCUCAGCCCUGGUCCCAGUCACAGUCAUGGUCCCAGUCCUGGUUCUGGUUCUGGUCCUGGUCCUGGUUCCGGUCCCGGUCCUGGCUCCGCCUCCAGCUCCAGUCAGAGCUCCAGUCCCCGCCCACCCCGAGGUUUGGACCGUGAAUGGGCGUGUCCCGUUCGCAGAGGCAGCUUCGUCGAGCGGUGUCAGGAGCUCGCCAAAGGGUCUGAGGUGGGGGCGGGGUCGGAGGGUGUGAGGCGGAGCUUAGCGGUGUGUAGCGAAUUAGAGGCCAGGUUCGGGCUGCGGACGCCGCCUGCCUUCUCUGCGCUGCGCUGCCCCGGGACGCCCCCGUCACUGUCUUCAACACCUUCGUCCUCUUCGUCUUCAUCGCACCGCAGGGCCACACCCACCUCCCCAACCACCCCCAGUCCACCCCACCCUCAGAUGGCGGCCUCACCUCGCCGAGCUGCCGCCGCCGCCGCCACCACCGAUGCCCCAUCAUCCCCUCAGAGUCCAGAGAGCCCCGCCUCUGGACCGCCCACCAGCCCCAAACCACACAUGAACGAGACCAGUUUCUGAUUGGCCGACGCAUGGAGCACGUGCAGAGAGUGACAUGUGACAGACUGGCCUGUUGUCAUGGUUACAGCAUAAUAUGGGAUGUUUGUGGGUCCAGUUCAUAAACUUCAAAGGAAACAUUUCACUUUUAUUUUCUUUUUUCUCCAUGAACUGAAUGUUCAGU